AUGCUCGCUGUGGGCACUAAAGACACUGUGGACAACGAUUUAGUCUGCGCCACGGAGAAGGAAGAGGUCCCAGUCAAAUGGAUUUCCGCCAAUCAUGAUGACAAUUGCAACUGGCGCCCUUACUUUCUUGAUUGCACUUUCGCAUCAAGUGUUGAUCAGUUUGAAGUGAAGCGUCGGCGAACUCCAGAUGGAGAGAAGAAUAUGGCAGUGGAUGCAAGAGCACUCGUGUCCGAAAAGUUGCCAGUCACAGUGUGCUUUAAUCAAAUGUAUAUGUUUGAGCGGUGGCAAACAGCCCUGGCUGUCUUACAAUUAUACCAAGCGUAUGGUGCGAGUGCAUUGGUCAUUCCGAUUCACAGUGUAAUUGAAGAGCUGUACGACGUUCUUGAAUAUUUUGAAAAACGAAUGGACGGAAUUCGGAUUGAUACAGCGCCUGUUUUGCCGAAUAUCGUAAGCAAUAUAUAAGGCUGAUACUGCAGUCCGUAAAAGCGUCACUAAUUUGAAGCAAUUUUAUUUCAUUUUUCAGCCGGAACUUGGAUUUGACGUUAGUUCUCAAAUAGAGAAGGCCGGUUGGCUUCUCAGCGCCAACGAAUGUCUUUACGUUUACAGAAGGGCCGCUGAAUUUAUAAUUUUUGCUGAUUAUGAUGAACUAAUUAUUCCAAGAUUCUCAAACCAUCUUUACGAAGAGUUGUGGGCAUUAUCAAGGCAAUACCCAAGUGUUGCAUCGUUUGAAUUUAGGUUGGCCACUGCUUCGGCUAAUCAGUGUAAGAUGAGUGUCAACGCUUCACUCCACAACUUUCAGACCAAAGCCCUCAGCACUUUCGUAUCCAAGAGUUUGCAAAGACAGCCCUUGUUCAACAAGUCGCUCCAUUUGGAAUUCCGGCAGUCAUUGCAAAUCGAACAGAACGCCCAUUUCUUCACAAUCCAUUGAUCAGCUUAGACAUUGGAGACAAUGACCACAAGUUGAUGACCAAAGAUGACGCCUGGGCGUUCAAAUUUCAUUUCCCUUAUUUUAACCCGAGGCUGAGAGACGUAAGUGAUAAAAAAGCAUAUUCUUGAUCUUGCCGUAAUUAUAGCUAGCCAUUCCUUCGUAUCAUGACAGCCGAAGCGGACUUAUUUCAACAGCCGAAAGGAUAUUUCAAACCAAAAUCAAGGAGAACAAAGAGACUUAUUUGGUAAACCAUUACCACUGUAACUGUGAUCCUUUUUUCAGCGAUUCCAUAAGCUCUCGAACGAACGAAUCUAUGAGAAAAAGAUGUCCAAAUGUCGAGCUGAUAUGAGAGCUCAGAAAUUUCAAUGUGACAAUGACCUUCAUUGCAUCCCACCACCUUCUCCAGAGCUUCCUCGAUGUGUUGUUGUGGAUAGUCGAGCCACCAAAUGGGCAGAUGGGACCGGCCGAGUUUUGUAUACGGCCUUUCGGAGGGUUUUCCGCCGACAAAAAGAUUGUACACCAUUCAUGAGGGAGGCGGAAGACAUUAAAGACCUUCCGGAAUAA
Bursaphelenchus xylophilus (pine wood nematode) is the source of this 1492-nucleotide messenger RNA. The record is from the annotation of a GenBank genome assembly. Lineage: Eukaryota; Metazoa; Nematoda; Chromadorea; Rhabditida; Aphelenchoididae.